Messenger RNA from Pygocentrus nattereri (red-bellied piranha), 2488 nucleotides. It is a transcript of the gene pcp4b, whose product is annotated as Purkinje cell protein 4b. The record is from RefSeq and is a predicted model, not a curated record. Gene Ontology annotation, molecular function: calmodulin binding; calcium ion binding. Lineage: Eukaryota; Metazoa; Chordata; Actinopteri; Characiformes; Serrasalmidae. The coding region runs from base 136 to 327 and encodes 63 amino acids. Gene Ontology annotation, cellular component: cytoplasm. The transcript has 3 exons.
UAUUGGCUUAGAGGGAGGAUGAUGCUCUGGAGGAGAGGGCUUUAAUACCAUAUAACGCUGGUUCGCUGCUGGGCACGUAGUCUGGAGAACCCGGCUGAUCUGACUGCUGUCUCUGUGUUUAGAGUACUCCACACCAUGAGUGAGAGGCAGGGAUCCGGCGCAGCGGGCGGCAACAGCAAAACCUCUGGAGGACAAGAUGCUUCCAAGAAGGACGUCCCUGAGGACUUCGACAUCGACAUGGAUGCCCCGGAGACAGAGAAGGCAGCUGUCGCCAUCCAGUCACAGUUCAGGAAGUUCCAGAAGAAGAAGAACGAUGAGAAGUCCUAGUGGCUGCGGUGGGAACCCGUCUGGGAAGGAGUGGUGUGAUGCUGCAUGUGAUAGAAUCUCGUUCUUUACGGACUCGAGGAAGAAGUGAAACUCCAUCAUCUACUAAUGUAACACCAUCCACUGUAGAAACAUCUCGCCUACAAAUAAAGGUGCUGAGGAGGGAAGAACUACUGAAGAACCUUUCCAGUGGAUGGUGCUAUGAAGAAUUCAGUUGAAUGCGCUCAGCUGAAAGGUUCUGAAAGUCUAGGAGAACCCUUUUCGGCACCUUUAUUUUUAAGUGUUUAUUUUUUUCCUUGUAGUCAAGAGUUACUGUGUUCCUGCUGACUUUUACCUCAAUGUCGUUUAGUAAUGUAGUAUGAAUUAAAAUGAAGGAUCUAAAAGCAUCUCUAAAAGGGCCACCAAAUUUCAUGUCGCUGUACAUUUCCAGAGUGGAAUUUUUGAAGGCGUGAUUACAGGCUGUCCAGAAAAAAUACUCUCAUUCUGUGACAGUAGUUUGGUUUCCAUCCAUUUGAUUUUAUACGCAUUAUUUGAUUAAAUUUAUUUGAUUAAAGAGGAUAAUAGAAAUGAAAACCCUUAAACAAAUAAGUCAACAAAGUUUGUACUUUCACCUGAGGAGGAAACUCUGGUUUUUACGCCAAUAACUAAUGCAAUUAAUUACAGUCUGCUGCCCGAAGCUCUUUUGGAGCUGGAUUAUUGGAGAUCCGUGAUUUUACUCCAGUAUGAAUCUGCAGUGUCUGUAGUUUUUAAAAGUGCACCAUAACUCUGGAGUGAAUUAUGCCCUAUAACUGUCUAAACUCUGAGAAUAAUAGCAGUCACUGUGAUGGGUAACAGCUUGUUUGGUGUUGUCCUUUGUAGAUGAUUAAUAAACUCUUAACAGAUUAGGGCAGCAGGUACCAGUGUAGUGAAAGACACACAUUUAUCUUAAAUAACUCAUAGCAGUGAUAUUAGACAGACAGCAGGUGGCGCUGCAGCUGAUUAACCGGCAAUGAGAUGCUGCACAACAUUGAAGACUCACUCAGAGUUCUCGGAAAGCUUUGCUUCACAGAGCUGAUGGAAAGUCUGCUUUAUUUGCACAUUUACUGCUACGUUUUAGUUUGUUGCUUGAAUUAAAUUCUUCAUCUGGAUGGAAACCUGCCUACUGAAAUGAGCAGCAGCCUUUCUGCUCUACUCCUCAGUGAAAUACUGUAUUGACUGUACUGACUGUAAAGGCUGUACUGACUGCACUAGCUGUAUUUGCUGUAAUGACUCUAUUGAAUACUGACUGUAUUGACUGUAUUGACUGUACUGAGUACUGACUGUAUUGGCUGUAUUGGCUGUACUGGGUGUAUUAACUGUACUGACUCUAUUGAUUGUACUGAUUACUGACUGUAUUGACUGUACUAACUACUGACUGCUGAUAGCACUGACUGUAUUGACUACUGACUGCUGGCUGUACUGACUGUAUUGACUGUAUUGGCUGUACUGGGUGUAUUAACUGUACUGACUGUAUUGAUUGUACUGAUUACUGACUGUAUUGACUGUACUAACUACUGACUGCUGAUUGCACUGACUGUAUUGACUACUGACUGCUGGCUGUACUGACUGUAUUGGCUGUAUUGGGUGUAUUAACUGUACUGACUCUAUUGAUUGUACUGGUUACUGACUGUAUUGACUGUAUUAACUACUGACUGCUGAUAGCACUGACUGUAUUGACUACUGACUGCUGGCUGUACUGACUGUACUGACUGUAUUGACUGUACUAACUACUGACUGUAUUGACUACUGACUGUAUUGACUACUGACUGCUGGCUGUACUGACUGUACUGACUGUAUUGACUGUACUAACUACUGACUGUAUUGACUACUGACUGUAUUGACUACUGACUGUGUUGACUACUGACUGUGUUGACUACUGACUGUGUUGGCUGAAGCCAAUGUUGGUAAAUAAUUCACAGUGUAGCUCUGUUUGAUUACAUCUUUACUGGAUUUAGCUCAUCCACUGAAGGAGCAUUUAGAGCAGUCACUUUAUCAUCUGAGAUGUUCAUCUGGUUCCGUCUGCUAAAGAUCACAGUGAUGAUAACCGGCUGAAGUGGAAGGCGUAUGUUUCUGUCAUUGUUUCUUUCUCAGUGCAGUUGUGAUUGACUGAGGGAAUCUAUGAAUAAAUAUCCUUGAGUCACUGGAA